AUGCCAUCCUCGGCCACGUUCACGGGCAUGACGAAUAAACCUCGCAUCUAUCUCGCUCUCUACCAUCGAGCCCGGCAUUCCUUCAAGGAGGAAAACGUCCUGCGGAGAUUCCACUGGGCGAUUCUGAUCCGGCCGAAAGCUUCCAAGCGAAGAAACGUCGACUGCUCGGUCUUUGACGCCACCACAUGCUUCCACUUUGCGCCGGACGGGAAAGUCCUCAAUCCGAAUCAGGAAUGGUGGUUCCGUGUGCGAGAUCACUAUGAUCCGCUGGAAGAUUACAGAUUCCUCGGGGCCAUCAUGAUCGGGAAGUUGCCGGAGGGAAAGACGAUUGCGGAUGUCGAUGUUCUGCUGGAGGAGAUCGAAUUGCCACAGCCGUGCUUUGAUGGAACGGAGGACUAUACUAUCUGGGCAGCGGAUGCCGUCCGGGCGCUAAUGGAAAGGAAGUGGGCGGACAAGAUGAACGUCCCCAAGCUAUUCCGAGAAUGCGUCAUGCUAGGAAAUGGUGUCUUGGGUGCACUCUCCAGAGAUGAGCCGUUGAGAGAAGGAGACCGAUGGCGGAAUUUCACCACGAGAGAGGACUGA
This is a messenger RNA of Lecanosticta acicola, 582 nucleotides long. NCBI's taxonomy places the organism in Eukaryota, Fungi, Ascomycota, Dothideomycetes, Mycosphaerellales, Mycosphaerellaceae. The record is from the annotation of a GenBank genome assembly.